UUUCUCGCAACAUCGCGACAGAGCGUCGGGCUUUUUUUUUUAAACUUAACAUGUUGGAUCGCUCAAUAAAAAAUUGAUCCGCUGCGGAGAGAGAGGGGGAGGGCGAUUCUGUUCUGGCAUUCACCGCCUUGGAGCUCAUUAGGUCGGGAAACGACAAUCCAGUGCUUAUUAUCUAGCUGCUGCCAGCAUCGCUGAGGAGGAUCUAGCCACUAGCGCGUCGCUGAAUCCUGUUCCAGAUGGGUGUCUCAGCAGCGAGCGACAGCAUCCGCAGCAAGAUGCUGAGACGGGGCGUCCAAGACCGCAUCUCUUCGCAGAGAAGCAGUAAAGGCUUUUAAAACAUACCCGUUUAUUCCCCUCACUAGUCUGAGGUCCAACCAAAAUGAAGUUUGGAAUGAUUCCUCACGGCCUACACGAGCAGCUUCUGGACCACAGUAACUACCAGAGCAGGACCCACGGGGUUGAGGAGCUGAAGAACAUUCUUUACGACUCGGACUUGACCUCCGUGCCCCCUGAAAACAUUGUCGAUUUUAUCGGUUUCUUGCGGAGGCUACUGGAUGACACCAACUUCAAAGUUCUGUACGGUACCUUGGAAGUCCUCAAUCUGCUGCUUGUCAAACUGGGCUACCACGCGGAGUUGUACGUUGAAAAUAUCGUUCACGCCGCCGUCAAAGUCCUGGGGGAUACCCGCACGGUGACCAGGCACGAGUACAUCAAAGUUUACAUGCAGAUGAUGCGGGUUGUGAGGCCGCAGAUUGUGCUGGAUUUUAUGAUGGGGCAACUCAAGCACAAGAACUCUCGAGUCAGGGAGGAUGUCAUCAAUAUCAUCACAGCCUCCAUUCUGACCCACCCGAGAGGGGGCUUCGACAUAGACAGGCUGUGCUACGCCGUGGCGCCCUGUCUGGCGGACAGCAAACGGAAAGUCCGGCACGCAGCCCUGGAGCUCUUCGCCGUGUUUGCCUCCUACUUGGGCACUGGCAAAAUGCAGCCUCUGGUGAAGGCUGUGGACGAGGUGGAGCUAAAAGGAGAGGUGGAGGGUUUGAUGGCGGCUGUACAAGCCCGGAUAGCCAGGCACAUCCUUCCCAAGCUGACCCCCGAUGGGACUGUGGAGUAUGCCAUGACCAUCCCAAAGCCGGGCCAGCGGCGGGGACCCCAGUUCGGGUCCGGGGCCGAUCUGGAGUGGGUGAUCGGCGGGGGGCGCAUUCAGAGCGCGCAGAGUCACCGAUCGGAGUCGGAUUCUGAACCGCCGUCUGGUUACGGGAGUCCCGGCUCCUACCUUGACGAGACCCCGGCGCACAGAAGGGUCCUCAGCGCCGGCAAAGGGAAAAACAAGCUGCCGUGGGAAAUGGAAGGCCUUCCCGCGGCGAGGACGUCCCCGCAGGUCAAGACCCCCGGCAGGAAGAUUUCCAGUGAAGAUCCCCAGUCUCCCAAACUGAGUGGCUCCUCUAAGAUGCCAGUUAAGGAAGACCUGCACUUUACUGGAAAGUUGAAUAACAAUCAGGAAAUCACAAACAAUUUCAAACGCUCUGAGCCCCACCAGCCCAGGAUCUCAGGAAGGAAAGGGCUCUUGGGAAUGUCCCGGAGGAGUGGGAGCGUGGACUCUGACCUGCAGUUCCUGGGGUCCAGUAAUCCUUCGGACAGAGAGAAAGCAGCUCCGGUCCACGGCAACAUUAGUCGGCCUCCAAGGACUCCGCGCCCUCUCUGUGGACACCCCGGUGUAGAGCGCACCUUCUCCCUGCCCUCCAACCCUGCAGCCCAGGGAGCCCUCAUCCUGCCCUCCUACCCACUGGCACCAGCCGCCGGAGGCCAGCUCGCCUCUCCGCCAGCUCGCAGGAACGCGGACGCGGCUGUAAGCAUGUCCAGCACCUGGCCCAACAAGAGGGAGAACAGCCCCAGGUGCAGAGCCCCCAGCCCCUGGUCAGAGGACGGUUCAGGCAAGGACACCCUUCUGUCCCUUUCUCUCCGCUCACUAGGGGAAACCCAAGAAAGACGGUCCCCAGUGCCUCUCAGAGUAUCACUGGUGCGCUCCCCAUCUUCCCAUCGUGUCCUUAGUGGAGCCAAGCCUGUGCCCCCAAUCCCUCGAGGCACCAACCCCUUGCCUGACAGGGCCCAGGGGACACCCCAGGAAUCAGAAAAGACCAGCCAGAGGGGGAGUCCUUUGGAAAGACCAGCAGAGAGGAGCCUGCAGCUGGACCUUUCUCACCUGAGUCUGAAGGAUGGAGAAGAGGAGCCAGUGGACCGUGAGGAGAUGUUGAACUCUCUCCGGUCACUGAGGUACAGUGCAGCAAAGAAGCGAGCCAAGCUGAGUCUGAGUGGCUCGGACCCCGACCCCGACAGCCCCGACUCGGCCGUGAAGCUCGAGCUGGCCCUGGAUUCGCCAUCUCAGACCUCACCCCCUGUCACCAGCCCGCUGAGUGAGAGCGGCCUGUCCAGUCUGCAGGAUUCACUCAGCUCACCCCCACACACAACCCCCUGUGGCACUAAAGCCAGUUCUGGGAGCUCCUCUCCUUCGGUAGCAAGGCCCCGUGUGCCCAGAGUCUCCUCUGGGAAGCUGAAAGGUGCUGCCAAUGUGGAGUACAGCCCCAACCAAGGGGUGACAUUCCGGGACAAAGUGACCUCAGAUGUGAGCGUAGUGGGGCAGAGGCUGGCCUACUCUAACGGGCCUGCUGAGCCCGAGGAGGUCAGGCAGAGAGAGACGUCCCCACCUGUCGUUAGACCCUUGGGUCGAGAGCCCCUCAGAGCACCCAGACCCCCCAGAGGGUCACAGGGGUCAACUGGGACCAUGCAGCAGAUCAGCAUCAGUCUGGCUUCUUCUGCUGAUGGCAUGUCUGAAGGCAUUAUAGGCAGAGGAGUGUUUGGGAGCUCCGCUGCAGUGGCCUCUCAGCAGAGUGUGAUGUCAUCCUCUGAGUGUAGUAACAGUAUUGGCAAGGCAAGUGUUGACCCCCCAGCAGGCGUGUAUGGACACUCAGUGCAGCACAACAGUCACAACUCCACAGCCAGGGAGGAGCCAGAGAUGGAGGACGUGGACAAAGUGAAGCUGUCAAAGUCGGCCCGGGACAAAAUGAGGCAGCGCCGCCUGGAGCAGGAAGAGCUCCUCCACAUCCAGAGCGAGCGGAGGAGGGUGGAGAGCGUUAAGGAACGUCUGCGCAUGAUCUGGGGUGAUGGAUCUGCGGAAGAGAGGAAUGAGCUAUCAUCCCCGCCUCAGAACAGCCCCCGUCAUGCUUCAGGCUGGAAUUUGAAUGGCAAGAUCGUUCAGAAGCCCAUGACUGAGUCUCCACAAGAGAACAGCCCUGCCAGCCCCAGAGGACCCCUUAGUCCCAUCGUUGCGCCCAGCCCUAUUCGACUCUAUGGCCCUCCCACCCCUCCUGCACUUAAGGGGCCUUCCAGCCCUGCUCGUUUGAAGAGAUCCUCCAGCCUGAAGAAGGCUCGCUCCUCUCUCUCACACAGCUCAGAUGAGCUGUCCCCUGGCCCUCGAAUGCAGAGGAAGGAGGGCCCAGAGGCCCCAGAGCUGCGGCCUUUCUCUAAGCCUGAGCUGGCGCUCAACCAGGGCCUCCAGCUUCUGGCCUCUGACGACUGGGAAAGGAAGAUUGAAGGGCUGACCAUCAUAAGGAGUCUAUCCCAGUAUCACUCUGACGUCCUGAUGAGCAGACUGCAUGAUGCCUGCCUGGCCGUCAUACAGGAGGUGAAGAACUUGCGGUCAGGCGUGUCUCGGGUGGCAGUGAUUUGCCUGGGAGACAUGUUCACUCACCUGCAGAGAGGGAUGGACCAGGAGCUGGACGGCACAGUGAAGGUGCUGCUGCACAAGGCCGGGGAGUCCAACGCUUUUAUCCGGCAAGAUGUGGACAACACCUUGGACUGCGUGGUGCAGAGCUGCACCCCUACACGUGCCCUCAGCGCACUGCUGACUGGCGGCCUGAGCCACCUGAACUCUGUAGUGCGGAAGUGCACAGCGCAGCACCUGGUAGACUUGGUGGAGAGGAUGGGCCCUGCUCGCCUCCUGUCUGGCACCAAGGACCUCACCGACCGCAUGCUUCCUGCAGUCGCCCGGCUGGCACAGGACUCAUCCCAGGAGACCAGAUACUACGGAAGACAGAUGCUGUUUUCAUGGAUGACCCAUCCAGACUUCGACAAAAUGAUCGAAAAGCACUUGCAGCCCAAAGACCUGAUUGCCAUCCGGGAUACCGUCAGCACCCUCAGGACAAAGGGAUUGGGAGAAAUGCCCCUUGACACCCCCUCUGCAAGGGGCCGGCGCUCCCUCCCAGGUAGCGGGACAGUCCGAGCAUCAUCAUUGACCCGGGAGCCACGCAACAUUGCUGCCAGAGAAACAGGGGAGAACACUUGGAAGCCCAGCCCGCGGACCCUGGUGGAUAAGACUGAGUACGUCAAGCAGCUCACUGGUCUGCUGGGUGCCAAGGAUUUCCGAGACCGCACCAAGGGCAUCGAUCAGCUCCUCGAUGACUGUCAGCAGAGCCCUGACCUAGUGAUUGCCAACAUGUUCCCGAUUUUUGAUGCCUUUAAAUCUCGUCUACAAGACUCCAACAGCAAAGUGAAUCUCCAUGCUCUGGAGUCCCUGCAGAAGAUCAUUCUGCUGCUAAAAGACAAUCUUGCCCAGGUUGUCUACAUCCUUGUGCCGUCCAUUGUAGAAAGCAACCUCAACUCCAAGAACAAUGCUAUCUACAAUGCAGCUGUCAAAGCUGUUCAGACUCUCAUCCAGAACAUUGAUAACACACUACUGCUCCAGCCAUUCUGUACCAAGGCCCAGUUCCUCAGUGGGAAGGCCAAAGUGGACAUGAUUGAGAAUGUUGCAGAUCUGGUGACAGAGCUGUAUCCCCGAAAGCCCCAGCUGGUGGAACAGAAAGUCUUGCCCUUGUUGUGGCACCUGCUGGGCACCUCCGGUGGCAAUGGUGCCCUGCUGGGUCGUGGGGGGAGUGUGCGCAGUGCCACUGCCAAGCUGUGCCGAGCCCUCCUCACUCACAUGGGUCCCGGCCUGGAAGAGCACGGUGCCACACAGCCCCCACAUAUCUCAAAGGGCCUCCAAGAGCUGCUCGGCACCAUCUCUACCUAACGGCGGUCACAAAAACGCAAAGCUCAAGACGGUAAUGACAAGAAAUGGUCAGAUUUUACUUGAAGAUAGAGAAGACGUUUCUCACAGUGCCUGCAGUUUCCUGUUUUACGACAAAGAGACUUUGGAAUACCCCGUCUUGGGGGGGAAAGAAGAAACAUUUUUUACAUCUAAAUAAGUAGGAAAAUAAAAGAAUAAAGGAAAACAUGGCUUCA
Lepisosteus oculatus (spotted gar) is the source of this 5274-nucleotide messenger RNA. It is a transcript of the gene togaram1, whose product is annotated as TOG array regulator of axonemal microtubules 1. Gene Ontology annotation, molecular function: microtubule binding. Gene Ontology annotation, biological process: microtubule cytoskeleton organization. The record is from RefSeq and is a predicted model, not a curated record. NCBI's taxonomy places the organism in Eukaryota, Metazoa, Chordata, Actinopteri, Semionotiformes, Lepisosteidae. Gene Ontology annotation, cellular component: cilium; cytoplasmic microtubule.